Ectocarpus siliculosus is the source of this 2634-nucleotide messenger RNA. Lineage: Eukaryota; Phaeophyceae; Ectocarpales; Ectocarpaceae. The record is from the annotation of a GenBank genome assembly.
AUGCUGCCCGUGCGCACGACCUUGGUCGUAGCCUGGGCUACGGUUUUCUGGGUCGGUCGCUCGGAGGCUCUUGUGCGCGCGGCCUUGGCUCCCUCGACCAAGGCUGGCGGUGUCGGCGGCCGCACGGGUACCAACCACAUCUUUCGCUAUCCGCAACAUUGCGCAGCAGUAGCCCCUUCCAGCAGCACUUGGAGCCGCCGAAGCGCGUUGACACCUGGCCGUGCGGCUCCCCGAAGAGGAGGGUUGGAGUCGUCUUCCGCCCGUGUCAGUGUAUUGAGCAUGUCUGGUGGAGGCACCGACGGGGGGCCCGCCGGGGCGCAAGACAAGAGGAACGCCUCGUCACCGAAGGAAGGAGUAUCAAAGGGCGGGGUGGAGGGCGACAGCAAGGUUAAGGUGCCCUGGGUGUCCUGGGUGUCCCUGGCGAUGCUGCUACUGGUCUACAUCAGCAAUCAGUGGACUAGGAGUCUUGUUUACUACGUGCAGAACUUCGACGUGGCGACGACCGAAGCUACCGCCAAGGAGUUCAUGAACGUCGGCCUCGGGUUUGACGAGACUCAGUACGGGUUGCUGGCGUCCUUCAGCUUCACCCUGCUCUUCAGCACCUGCAGCCUCAUCGCCGGCCGCGCCGUAGACGUCGUCAGCCGCAAGACGGCGACCGUGGCGUCGUGCCUAGUCUGGUCCGCCAUGGCCGCGGGCACCUCCAUCGCGAACGGCUUCCCCACCGUCUUCGGGCUCAGGGUUCUGCAAGGCUCUGCCCAGGCGUUCACGACUCCGGCGGCCUACACGAUGAUCAGCGAUCUGUUCCCGGCGUCGGUUCGAGGGACAGCGAACUCCAUCUACUCGUCCGGGGUGUACUUGGGGGGAGCGUUGGCGAGCUUGUCUUUGCUGCUCAACGGCGCGAUCGGGUGGCGCGACAGCCACCUCGUGGUGGCGGCCGUAGGCGUGGCCGUCGCUGUCCUGUCGGCCCUCCUCAUCCAGGAGCCGACGAGGGAGUUCCCCACUGCCGGUGAACCCGGCGCCGGCGCGGGGGACAACACCGCCGCUAAGAGCGGCGACAAGGGUGGCGGCGGUGCGGGAGAGGAGUCGGAAGAGAGGGAAUCGUUUCAGGAGGCCCUGGGUAUCGUUUUCAAGUCCAACACGGUCAGGCUGGUGUUCCUGGCAACGGCCUUCCGGUUCUGCGCUGGCUUCGGCAUCGGGGUGUGGUGUGCCCCCUUCUUCCGAGGGCGUUUCCCGUCCAACUCUUCGGAGUACGCCGUCCUCAACGCGUUCGUCGUGGCGGGCGGGGGCCUCCUCUCGUCGUUCCUAGGGGGCGUCAUUUCGGAUAAGUACUCUGUCGAGGACCCGCGGGUGCGUGCAUGGGUGCCUAUGGCAGGGUGUAUCCUCGCCAUUCCGUGCUGGAUCGGGGUCGUCACCGGGACCAACUUCUACGUUUCGCUGGCCUUCCUGCUGGCCGAGUACAUCGCGGCGGAAUGUUGGUUCGGUGGCACGGUUACGAUACUGCAGGAAGGCCUUCCGCCCAACGUGCGAGGUGUUGGCCAAGGGGUUUUCAGCACACUGUCGGCGUUCGGAACGCUGGCGCCUCCGCUGAUGGGGUACUUGAUCCAACAGGGGGGCUUCGAGCUGCAGGACGUCCUCCUCUACACCGUGGCGGCCUUCUACGCGAUCAGCGCCCUGUUUUUCUUCUUCGUGGGGGAGUCGGUGUUGGCCGACCACAAGCGAGACGGCAAGCUGAAGGAGGCUUGAGGCAGCGCGGUAGCGUGAGCCUGCAGAGUUGGCACGUCUUCCGCGUCCCUUUCUUGAUAUUGCGGAAACGAAAACGAUACCAACAACGAAUUUCAUCUGGCGGAGGAGUACGCGGACUAUCAUUGGUCGGAAUUAAGUACGCGGACUAUCUUUACCAUGGAGAGACGCGGAGGCGACGUGGGGAGGGGUGGGGGGGGGGGGGUAGUUGGUUCAUAGUUGGUUCUAGAGGAAGUGCCAUGGCAUUAGGUGGCGUGCAUAUAAGAUGGUGAAGAACGCAGGUUGGUGUCGGAAGGGCUCAACCCUUAUCGCGGUGUCUGAUACACAUGGAAUGUUUUUGGCCUCUGUUCCCCUGUUUGAAACGAUUUCCAUCUGUCGAUACCCCAUGCUGGUGUUAUGCGCGAAGGUUCACUGAACAGAGUUUCUGUGUAGGGUUCGUCCUGUGUACCCCCCGGUUGGUGCGUCCACGUACUAUACCGAAACGCGCAGUCUUGACGUCCAGAAACACGCAGAAGUGUGUGUACCGUGCGUGUGUCAGCAGUAAGCAGGUGGUCGACAAGUCUACAAGCUACAAGCCCUUAUUGUAGGCAGUCUUGAUUCGGCACGUGUACGUGUAUCAUAUGGAUGAAUGCCGUGUCGUACGUGAUACAUACUACUCUGUAGAACAGGCUACGAUGCCUUAACUACAUGUUGCUCUGUCAGGAUGCGGCGGCAAGAGUUCUUCGCACGUGAUUCUGGGCGCGUUGUUUCCUUGCGAUGCUUGAGGCCCGCGGUAUACCACGAAACACGAUGCACACACACGUGCGUUGCACAGCAGUGGUGCGCGUUGUUCGUCGUGUUGUUUACAGCAUGGUGUUGUCAUCGCUCUGUGGUCGCUUGCGAUGGAAUCGCGUU